UGUUUUGUCGCUGCAUUAGUCAAAACACAAAUGGAGCUCGCGUGGAGGGAGUGUUCGGACGUCUCAUCCUAACCUCUCCGUUCGAAGUUUCGAUCGUCGUUGUCGCAUCAUCAAGAAUCGGUGCGUUCGAGCGGCGUCAGUGAAGCAGUGUUUUCCGAGAGUUCCCGCCGCGAAAAGCGAAAGUUACAAUGGUUACGAGUUUGUAAGUGUUACGAUGAAUUCAAGGGCGCAGUUACAACCGUUCCUCAACAACUCCCUGGCCAUCCGACAGGAGAUCCAGCGCUUCGAGAGUGUGCAUCCUUCCAUCUAUGCCAUCUACGAUUUGAUCGACCUCAUCCCAGAUGGGUUGGUGGCCCAGCAGAUUCGGGACCAUGUCGUGUGCAUUGAAGACUCCUUCGUUAAUAGCCAGGAAUGGACGCUGUCGAGAACGGUCCCCGACCUGCGGCUCGGCAUCGUCGGCUCGUUGUCGUCCGGAAAAUCUGCCUUGGUUCACCGCUACUUGACCGGAUCUUACAUGCAGGAAGAGUCGCCGGAAGGAGGUCGCUUCAAGAAGGAAAUCCUCGUCGACAAUCAAAGUUACCUGUUAUUGAUUAGAGAUGAAGGCGGACCGCCGGAGUUACAGUUUACCGCUUGGGUGGACGCCGUCAUUUUCGUUUUUAGUUUAGAAAACGAGUCUUCGUUCAACGCCAUCUACAACUACUACACGAAGAUGUCUCACUAUAGGAACUCGGCGGAGAUUCCGCUCAUUUUAGUGGGAACACAAGACGCAAUAAGCGAGAAUAAUCCGCGAGUCAUCGACGAUUCCCGUGCAAGGAAACUGGCUAACGACCUGAAGAGGUGUUCUUAUUACGAGACGUGUGCCACCUACGGUCUCAACGUCGAACGGGUCUUCCAAGACGCGUGCCAGAAAAUCGUCCAACAACGAUUAUCGGUGUCGACGUCAUGCCUCACCCCCACGAAUUCACGGCCUUCGACACCCAACCACUUCCAUCCAACCGGUGGACCAAUGUCUGUCCCGAGACACCUACCCACUGCCCAGUCGAACAACGGCUUCUCUCAAAUGUCACCUAGUCACAACACCCUCUCGCACAAGGAUUCCAUGAGUCUGCACUCGUUGGGCUCAAGGCAGGUCCACACCUUGUCGUCCUCGACUCACUACCUUCACCGCGACAAGUCGUCCGACGAAAAGUGGAACUCUUCGUCGUCGACACUGAGUCACGGUUCCUCCCAGAUCUUGGUCCAGAGCGUCCCCACCGAGAACAACAACGUGGCCAAAUUCGCGGCGCCUCACCCCGUGGACAACGUCCACAGCAACUCGAAGGACUCGAAGGACCUUCCGACCCCCAGUUCCACACCCACUACGGCUCGCAAGAGCCGGAGACGGUCCAACUUGUUCACCCCGUCGAAAAAAGGGGACGACAAGCUGAAGAACGUGGGGGAUUUCGGGAGCGGGAGGGCCAUUCCGCUCAAGCAAGGCUACUUGUACAAGAGGAGCAGUAAACCCUUGAAUAAGGAAUGGAAGAAGAAGUACGUCACGUUGUGCGAUGACGGAAGAUUGACGUACCACCCGAGUCUGCACGACUACAUGGACGACGUACACGGUAAGGAGAUAUCCUUGCAGUACGUCACGGUUAAAGUCCCAGGCCAGAAGCCGCGAGGGUCCAAAUCCAUCAUCACGGUCGCCGGGACCAACGGCAGCAGCAGUAUUAACGAAGGCUUGGGGGGGCUGUCCCUGAGCGGCAAAGACAAACGCGCUACGGAGAAGGUACUACUCAGCGCGUUCGAAACGGUCAAGGACCCGAGCUCGAAGUACUCGCAAGUGAGCGGGGACGAAGGGAUGGUCUUGUCGAAUAGUAGUUCAUUCGUUAACGGCGACGGGAUCAAGACGGAGACGCCGAACGUGAAGAAGCGCCACCGGAGGAUGAAGAGCAGCAGCGUGAAGAGCUCGGAAUAUGACGAUCCCGACGGGUAUGAAUUCUAUAUCGUUUCGCUAGACAACAAGCAAUGGCAUUUCGAAGCGUCUAGUUCCGAAGAACGGGACGACUGGGUAGCUGCAAUAGAACAACAGAUCUUGAAUUCGUUACAGUUGAACGAGUCCUCGAAGGGGAAAAAGCAGAGCAACCCCAUGGAGGCCGCAACGAUACAAUCGAUACGUAGUCGGGUACCUGGAAAUGGGUUUUGCGUCGACUGUGAUGCCACCAAUCCUGACUGGGCGAGCCUGAAUCUUGGCGUUCUCAUGUGCAUAGAAUGUUCCGGGAUUCACCGAAACCUAGGAUCUCAUAUUUCUAGAGUUAGGUCCUUAGAUUUGGACGAGUGGCCAGCUGGUCAUCUUAGCGUAAUGUUGGCAAUCGGCAACACUUUAGCCAAUUCCGUGUGGGAAUGCCGGAUACAAGGUAGAACUAAACCGACUCCUACGUCCAGUAGAGAAGAGAAGGAAAGGUGGAUAAGGGCCAAGUACGAGAGCAAGGAGUUCCUGCCUCCAUCCAACAAUACCAUGCCCAUAGGGCAACAAUUAGUCGACGCCGUGUGUAGUUCAAACAUGAAGGCCAUCAUCCACGUGUUGGCGGUAGCCAAUACCGACCAAGUGAAUUCGACGGUAGCUGCUAGGGAUUUGCGGACGCCGCUGCAUCUAGCGUGCGCGAUGGGAAAUCUCGCCGUGGCUCAGCUCUUGAUUUGGCACAACGCCAACGUGAAGGCGGUGGACCAAGACGGGCGCACUUGCCUGGCGUACGCCCGCGCCGCCGCCAGCAUAGCGGCGGCGAAGCUGCAGACCAGCAACAGCGUGACGGCGGACUUGUCGGCCGCCGCCAGUCGGAGUCUGGUGGACCUACUCCUCUCCUAUGGCUGUCCGGAAGUGUCUUGCGUGCCCGGGAGCGGCACUCUGCCCCGGCGACGGGGCAGCCAAACGAUGCCUCAAUUCGAGAAACUACCAUCUAGCGUAAUUUAAAUUCAAUAAAUCCGACUGAUUUUCACACUACAGGGUGCACUCUGUUUGUUCUAAAUUGACGUCGUAAUUUAGGUACACCCCCAUUUAAAGUGUUCAUGUUUGCAAGUGUUCAAGCCUACCCUGUACGAAACACUGCACUGAUUAAUGUAUAAGUGUACCUAAUGUAGUCAGUCAUGUAUGCAGCUGUACAAUCAAGUUUUCGUCUCACUCGAUGCACAUUUACUGUACUUAAUUUUGGUUUGGUUUGAGCCGUGAUAUGUCAAUUUGCACUAUUAAACACUCAGUAAUUGGUAAGAGUCUUCGUGACUGUGAAGAGUAUUAUUCGUAAGUGACCAUAUACAUACAAAUCUUUUAUAUGUGAAUUUAUAAUAUUUGUACCUUGGACGUGAUAGUAAGUUCUCUUUGCAAUGUUUUAUGGUUUGCGAGUGUUUUGUGUACCGUGGUAUGGAUUUAUUUAUGCAGAAAUACUCUCUUUGUUUUGUUAUUAUUCGUGUAUAUAAUUUCGCCAAAGAUUUGUAUCUAUUGUUUUGUAUAUACGGAGCUAAAUUAUGUACAGAAAUUAUAUAUGUUGUUCUUCCUUACAUAAAAAUGUUACAGACUU
This is a messenger RNA of Zophobas morio, 3548 nucleotides long. Its product is annotated as centaurin-gamma-1A. Gene Ontology annotation, biological process: activation of GTPase activity. Lineage: Eukaryota; Metazoa; Arthropoda; Insecta; Coleoptera; Tenebrionidae. Gene Ontology annotation, molecular function: protein binding; GTPase activity; GTP binding. The transcript has 10 exons. Bases 215 to 2947 code for a protein of 910 amino acids. The record is from RefSeq and is a predicted model, not a curated record.